GGGAGAGCUGGAGACUCCGAGGCGCUGAGCGCUGCGGCCGCCCGGGCAGAGCCGGCGCGCGGCGUGCAGAGCGAGCGCGGCAGGCGCGCGUCCAGGGCAGCCCCACGCCCCUGCCUCGCGCGCUGCCCGCGCCAUGAAGCACAUCCCGGUUCUCGAGGACGGGCCGUGGAAGACCGUGUGCGUGAAGGAGCUGAACGGCCUCAAAAAGCUCAAGCGGAAAGGCAAGGAGCCGGCGCGGCGCGCGAACGGCUAUAAAACUUUCCGAUUGGACUUGGAAGCGCCCGAGCACGGCGCCACCGCCACCAACGGGCUGCGGGACAGGACCCAGCGGCUGCAGCCGGUCCCGACCCCGGUGCCAGUCCGAGUGGCGCCGGCCGAUCCCUCAGGUGGGGGCGCGGACACGGCUGUGGAGCGCGGGGGCGCCCGGGCGCCAGAGGUCUUGGACGCGCGGAAACGCGGCUUCCCUCUGGGCGCAGUGGGGCCGGGACUCCCCACGCCGCCGCCGCCGCCUCCUCCUACGCCCCAGAGCCAGGUACCUGGGGGUCCCGAGGCACAGCCUUUUCGGGAGCCGGGCCUGCGUCCCCGCAUCUUGCUGUGCGCACCGCCAGCACGCCCCACACCGUCGGCGCCCCCUGCGCCCCCAGAGUCCUCUGUGCGCCCCGCGCCCCCCACACGCCCUGGGGAAAGUUCUUACUCGUCAAUUUCACACGUAAUUUACAAUAACCACCCGGAUUCCUCCGCGUCGCCUAGGAAACGGCCAGGAGAAGCUACCGCCGCCACUUCGGAGAUCAAAGCCCUGCAGCAGACCCGGAGGCUCCUGGCGAACGCCAGGGAGCGGACGCGGGUACACACCAUCAGCGCAGCCUUUGAGGCGCUCAGGAAGCAGGUGCCGUGUUACUCGUAUGGGCAGAAGCUGUCCAAGCUGGCCAUCCUGAGGAUCGCCUGUAACUACAUCCUGUCCCUGGCGCGGCUGGCCGACCUCGACUACAGCGCCGACCACAGCAACCUCAGCUUCUCUGAGUGCGUGCAGCGCUGCACCCGCACCCUGCAGGCCGAGGGCCGCGCCAAGAAGCGCAAGGAGUGACCAGCCGUGGGCUGGUCCAGGGACGCUGCCAAGGGCCCUCUUUCCCUCAAGGCAAGCUUGAGACAAGGUGAGCUCACCAGGUCCAGUCUCGUCUUCCUCUCUAAGGUGCCACCGGAUGCUCAGACCACCGGCUCUCAGGACAAGAGCUUUCCUGCCUCCCUCUCCCCCCACCCCGCCCCCCAGCCACUCCACUAUGACUUUGCACUUUGCUCUCUGCCUGGUGGGGCGGGAAGAGCAAAGCCUUCCCCUUGCCCGGGCCUGAGGCCCAUCGUCCGGCUGCAGAAAUUCAUUGCCAAAGAUUCAACAGAGACACUGAACAAAACGGGGUGAGAAGGCCCCCACAGUGAAAAGCUACACUGCUGCCCUCUGACCACUGCUCCUCCUGUUACCUGGGUCCCAUCUCACACCAAAGAUGAGUCAGCGAUUGAACUCACCAAAGGGAGAGACACUUGGUGACCAUUGCAAGUGCUUGACCCUCUGACCUGGAACUCUUUCUGCCCUGGGCCCUGGCUGGCUGGUUUCCUGGAAGCAAGAUAUGCCUUCUGGGGGCUGUGAGAGGGAGGCUGGGGGUGCCUGUGGGGCGUGAGACCUGCGAUCCUGGCCCUUCUCUCCCUCCUACUGGCUGCCCAGGGCUCUGAAGCAGAUUUUCCACGGUCCCUGGGCCUAGGCUCCUUCUUGGGCCCCAAGCUUUAUGGGAAGGGGGUGGAGGGCGGAGGAAAGAAGCAGCAGUGACCACCUGUACCCGACUCUAGGGAUUUGCCCCAAGGUGACCUGCCUUUGCUCCCCUGGCCAGCCCAGCCCACCAGUCUGUGCCAGGGGCCCGCCCUGCUGACUGGGCACACAGGAUGGCGCCCCAUUUGGAGACCAGUGGUUGGGACGGGUUGUUUGAGGGGGCAGAGGGGAGGAAGGGACCAGAGGAAUGGGCCAGUAUGCGGGGAGGAGGGCAUGUUUGAAGCCAAGGCCUGUUCCUUCCUUGGGCUCAAAAGGCCAAAGCUGUUCACAUCUCUGCUCAACCGCCUGCUUCAAAUUGAAGUAAAAGCCCCAACAUGUAAAGAAAA
Phacochoerus africanus (Common warthog) is the source of this 2142-nucleotide messenger RNA. RefSeq names its product atonal bHLH transcription factor 8 (gene ATOH8). The transcript has 3 exons. NCBI's taxonomy places the organism in Eukaryota, Metazoa, Chordata, Mammalia, Artiodactyla, Suidae. Bases 134 to 1084 code for a protein of 316 amino acids. Gene Ontology annotation, molecular function: DNA-binding transcription factor activity; protein dimerization activity. The record is from RefSeq and is a predicted model, not a curated record.